Molecule: messenger RNA, 1408 nt
Organism: Plutella xylostella (diamondback moth)
Lineage: Eukaryota; Metazoa; Arthropoda; Insecta; Lepidoptera; Plutellidae
Gene: Amnionless
Product: amnion associated transmembrane protein
Biological process (GO): receptor-mediated endocytosis; intracellular protein localization
Cellular component (GO): endocytic vesicle; apical plasma membrane
Source: RefSeq, a predicted model, not a curated record
CAACGAUGUCAUUCCGCGGAUAACUUUCAUACUCAGUGCAUUAAUGAACAAAAUGUGUAAAAUAUUUUUUCUUCACGUAUUAUUUUUUACAUCAUUAUCAUCUUCAGCUGUAGUAAAAUGGAUACCAAGUGCGAGUUUUGAUUUAGCAAUAAACUUUAACGACAAAAAAUUGCCAUGUUCGAAACAAACUGUCGUGUUUCCAGAGAGUAUUAUGGAAACAAUAAGAAUACGUUCAAAAACUCACGUGAAAGGUCUAGUGUUGCCAGUUAACAGUGAGAUCAGUUUAGAAACUGACGCGAUAGAGUUUGGUGGUGGAGACAAGGAGGAUGGCUGUGAAGAAGGUAACGCUUACUACCUGGACCGGUCAGCGUCUAGUUGGGCUCAAGCUGACGUGUGGCAGUCUGACAGAUUCAACGAAGCCACACCAGAUGCAGAAAGAAUACCGUGCUACGACGACCUUGUAGAGUUCCCAGAAGAAUCUCAAUUCACUGUUAAGAUGCCCGAUGUGUCUCAAGUAACAAGAGGAAUAAAAGUGAAUGGGGAGGUCCUGUAUUCUACGGUUCAAUUUAUUCGACAUGCAUUUAGUUUUGAGGAACACGAACAAUCUUUUGUCCCUAAUGAGAAUCUGAGAUUGGGCGUGUCUAUAAAUAUGAAAGCAGAAUGCACAUCCCCGGCUGGAUGUCCGUGCCAAAAGUUUCCUGUAAAAAUUGAUUGCUCAACGAAAUUUUGUCCUAAACCUACUUGCCUAGAACCUAUCAAGCCCAUCGGCCAUUGCUGCAAGAUCUGCGGCGGCGCUCUCGCAUUUGAAGUGGAUCAAUCCUUCAUCUACCAACGCUUUAAGGAACUAGUUCAGGAAACCGUCAUGUCAUAUGGAGAAGAAAGACUUGUGUACCACGUUGGAAGAAUAGUCAGUGAUACGAAAGAGCUAGUCCAAGUCGUUGUGUUAGACAAAGACGGAUAUACUGGCACAAGUGCUGAAGUUGUCAAUGAUCUUCAGUAUGUGGCAAAGACCCACUCCUCUCAACUGUGGGUUGCUGCUAUGAUGAGUGGAAGUCCUCUGUCCAAGGCCGGUCUCGGUGCCAAGAUAGCUGUUUCCAUGUUCUUCGUCGUGGCAAUGUUUAUGGGUGCAAUCUACGCGUAUUACUACAAGCUGCCAAAUAUCCAGUUGCCUAGUUUAGGUCGGGAUCGUCGCACGGCGAUCACGAGGUUCCAGCGCCGCACGGACAGCGUGGUGACCCUGACCAGACGUGACUCUACCGUGUCUCUGCCGAGCGCCACCGCGUUUAGGAAUCCAUUGUAUGACUCUAAAAGGGGGCGUGGAGAUACUGAUAAUGACUAAACUUGAUAGUUUUUGUGACUCAUUACAUUCUGCAAAAUCUAUUUUAUUAAAAGGUACUUACUCAAAAUC